Talaromyces proteolyticus is the source of this 2547-nucleotide messenger RNA. Its product is annotated as putative C6 finger domain protein. NCBI's taxonomy places the organism in Eukaryota, Fungi, Ascomycota, Eurotiomycetes, Eurotiales, Trichocomaceae. Gene Ontology annotation, cellular component: nucleus. The transcript is spliced from 4 exons. Bases 276 to 2519 code for a protein of 747 amino acids. The record is from RefSeq and is a predicted model, not a curated record. Gene Ontology annotation, biological process: positive regulation of transcription by RNA polymerase II. Gene Ontology annotation, molecular function: zinc ion binding; transcription cis-regulatory region binding; DNA-binding transcription factor activity, RNA polymerase II-specific.
CCUUGAUCCCCUUCUAGGGCGGACUCUCAGCUAUCAACAAAACAAAGGAGGAGAAGGCGAGUGGUGGAAACUGGGCUGGUCGAUCACUGGUCUAUCAAGAAGCCCAUCUUCUCCACUUUCGUCCUUAUCUCCUGCACCACCGCGUCAGACCAUCGAAAACACUGUCAGAUUCCGCCGCUGGGCUUUUGUUGACCACUCUUCUUCUUUUCUUGUCUGGCCAUGUCCGUCCUGGCCGCGUCCUCUUUGCCUUCCAUACGUGCGGUAUCUCGCCGGGCAUGGAUGCCAUCAAAAUCCCGUCACCUUCUGCUAUUCUAGACCCGCCCCCUCCACAGACUGCCGUUAGGCCCAGUGCGAAUACACAGAAAAACAGAUCAAGCCCCGUAAAGAAGUCAUCGGGGAGAGAACUGCCCCCAGACAGGACCCAGCGUCCGAAACAGUCUAAAAGCAGAAACGGGUGUACUACUUGUAAAGCAAAACGAUUAAAAUGUGACGAGACUAAGCCGAGCUGUCAGCAGUGCCAUCGGCGGAAUGUAACAUGCGGUGGUUACAAGAAAGACUUCAAAUGGCGCCCGUUUGAAGAGACAAUGGCCACAGCCAAAACCACCACUAAAAAGAAAGCAUCCCCUCCACUGGAUUCUGAGCCAUAUGAGAGCUCUUCACCGCCACCUCGCAAGGCAGCUAGAAGGACUUCGGUCCCUAUUCUGCCAAUAAACACCUCGACUGGGCAUGAUUUCGCGUUUUCACCAACGAGAAGCUCUUUCCCUGAUGAUGAUUCUUUUCUGAAUACACCGCUCAGUACUAGUUCGACAUCGCUCAUGAACCAAACACCAUCGAUUGCCUUUUGUGAAGAUUUACUUGAGACAUUCAAUGUUCCUCCAAUUCCUGAACCCCCUGAGAUGGAAUUUUCUGGCUUUAUUCUGUCAGACUCGGAAUUGGAUACAGUAUCUCACUCUCUACCAAUUGAGCUGGAACAUCCUGGAAUGAACACAAGCGUAAUCAAUGAUGCACCAAGCUUCUCAUCAAUGCUGGAAGAUGAAACUGAUGAAGUCGAAGAUAUAAUCCGCCAAUCAGAAACAGACAUCCAGCUAUGGCCAGUUCAAGAAUCCCCUCCCCUUUCGACCAUGGGGCCUAUGUCGAAUCUUUCAGAUAUGGCCAAGCUUGUGCACCAGCCAGACCAUCCUUUAGGAAGUUAUGAAGGGCUUAUACUUCGCUUCGACAGAUUAACGUGUGGAAUUCUUUCAGUGAAAGAUGGAUUGACAGAAAAUCCGUGGCGGACUUACAUCUGGCCGAUGGCGAAAGACUCUCCUGCCCUAUGGCAUGCCGUUUUUGCCAUGGCCGCUUUUCAUUCUUCAAAAGAAAAUCCGGCUAUGCGAGUUUUUGGAAUGGAUCACAUGCGCAAGAGUAUCAAUUGCAUGGUUCAAGGUAUGGUGCAAAUGCAAACAGAUGCAGCCCUAGCGACUACAUUAUCACUCGCAUUUGCAGAGUCAUGGGACCAACACACUUCGACGGGUAUCUUACACCUCAAAGGCGCCAAAGCACUGAUGCGCCAGACCUUACGGAGCAAAAUGCGACGUAAUACGCCGAUUGAUGAGCUCACAAGACUUCAGUUCUUGUAUAACACGUGGUUAUAUAUGGAUGUCAUUGCACGGCUGACUGCGAUGGAUGACGGUGACCAAGAGGAUCUGGGCAGUAUACCGUUUGCAACACCUGCGAAUGGAAUUCACGACGUUGAUCCUCUAAUGGGCUGCGCGACUACACUAUUUCCUUUGAUUGGUCAAGUCGCUAAUCUUAUCCAGCGAGUGAGAAAGAGUGAGAAAACUUCUUUCGUGAUGAUAUCUCAGGCUAGGGAAUUAAAGAACGCAAUUGAGCAAUGGGAUUUACCCAGUCACUUUAAUCCUCCAGAAGACCCUAACUCUGAACUUCAAGACAGUAUUCAGACGGCAUAUGCAUAUAGAUGGGCAACCCUUCUGUAUCUUCACCAAGCUGUACCGGAAAUACCAUCCCCUUCAUCCGCAAUACUUGCGGAUAAGACAUUGAAGUUCUUAGCUACUGUUCCUCUGACUUCCCGGACUAACAUUGUUCAUAUAUUUCCUUUGUUUGCUGCGAGCUGUGAGUUUGAAAACGAAGAAGACCGUGGCUGGAUCUUGGACCGAUGGGAAGCUAUGCAGAAUCGUUUGCGAAUUGGCAACAUUGAUCGUUGUAUCGAUAUUAUUCGUGAGGUUUGGCGGAGACGUGACUCACAUAACGCGGAAAGAGAGAAAAAUACUUCUGUCAUUCGAAGGGAAUCGGUAGGAUCGCCUGUAAAUCCAAUGCAACCACAUUCCAUGCAUGGUUCUUCCGGCCAGAAUACAAUAUUUUCUCGGGUGAACCUUACAGGUGCUACAAAUUUGAGAGGAGUUUCUACAUUUUCUACCGUCGAAGAACUUGACUUUGAACAGACAGUACGAGGAAGGCAACAUUGGGUUGGUGUAAUGAAGGACUGGAAUUGGGAAGGUAAGACUAGCUCUCUCGUCAAUUGAUCUAUCACUAAGGCGGAGUUUGUAGUGC